UAACAAUCAAAAUGAAGACUGUUGUUAAACUGUUAGUGUUAACAUUAGUGAUUGUAGAAGUUGCAGCAGAAAGAUGCAUGUCUUCAUGGGAAGAAUAUGACUCAGAAACACAACUGUGCUGUGAUUUUGGAGUAACAUCCAAAUUCAAUGAACAUGGACAGGAGUUAGAUUGCUGUAGUGAAAAAAGAUUUAUUGUUGACACUGAGAUAUGUUGUAAAAAGGAUGUGUUCAUAAAGCUUGCAGAAGAUGGUAAAGAAUUAAGCUGUUGUGGAGCUAUCCCUUACCAAAAGUCAGAAAAAGUCUGCUGCAAUAACAUCUUGCAUGACAAAAUUAAUGGUAUCAAUAGUUGCUGUGGUUCAACACCUAUUGACCCAAAAACAACAACUUGCUGUAGGGAUAGAAAUGGUUAUAAAAAGUCACACAGCAUAGGAACUCGCAAGAAAUGUUGUGGGGUUGAAUAUUACAACAAAACAACACAUUACUGUAAACCCAGUAAGGAAGGAAUUGUCCUACCCUUAUUUAAAUCCUUAUGUAACAACACCGAGUAUGACAUUAGGAAACAGAAAUGUUGCUCCACAACGUUACAUAAUGUCAGUGAUAGUGAUGAGCAUUAUAAAUGUUGCGGCACAAAGUUGUAUAAUACAGUUCAUGAAAAAUGUUGUGAUGGAAGUUUUACCAUACCACAUGAUACUGAGUGCUGUGAAAAAGGCCAUUACCAUCCAAGUAGUCAGAAGUGUUGCAAUGGGCUCCCUAUCAACAUAACAUCAUCAACAGAGGACUGUUGUGGGAAUGGAUUGUAUGACAGUCAAUACCAAUCAUGUUGUGGGAUUGUAAUAUACAACACAUCCUCUCACCAGUGUUGUAAACCUGGAGGUGACAUUAUUGUUAAAUCUUCUGAAUACAAAUGCUGCGGAAAAGCCAGUUAUGACAGCCAUGAAGAUGUUUGCUGCACAAAACACAACUCCAAUCAUGAAACAUUUAAAAUAAUUACAAAAUCUGUUGAAUACCAUGACACAUGCUGUGUUCCUUCUGACCUUGAGAAAAGUCAGUCCUAUUCAAGUAUUACACAUAGAUGCCAGCUAGGUGGUAUUAUUAAUAAAACUGAUAUGUGCGGUAACGACCAAUAUAAUGAGACCUCAGACCUAUGCUGUGGAGGAGUUUUGGAUAAGAUGGGGUUAGAUGAAGGAAGAGAUUGCUGUGGAAUAAAAAGUUAUAACAAGACUACAAAGAUCUGUUGUGACAACACAAUUUACUUAAAAACAAACAAACAGAGCUGUCAUCAAAAUAGCAUAGAGUAUAUAGAUGAGAUCCAUCCUACACUGCCUAGGCAUACAGACUAUGGAAUAUGUUCUUACUGUUAUUUACACAGCAUCGAGAAUGUCAAACUAUUUCUGGAGUCAGCUACUAAUCUAUGUAAACAAUUUGUUCUGAAGAUUGCUAAUAUAAACACGUCAAUGGCUGGUAACACAACGACAGUGGAUGGUAUCAUACGGAAAGAUUUGAUCUCUAAGGAAACUUUUAAAAAACGAAAGUUUCAAUUCCAGGUACCUUGCACAUGUCAACUGAACACAAGACCAAUUAUCCUUCUGACAAACCUGGAUGAUUAUAGCAAUCUGUUGAGAUUAGGUGACAGUGACCUAAUUAUUCCAUGGAGUAAAAGAGCAAGCAAUUACCUGCAGAAAAGGGCAAGACAGUGUGUAAAUGACAAAAAAAAAUUUGCCUUUGACAAUGUGGCUGGGAUCAAAAUAUCUAUUGAAUUUACAAAACCUGAACUGAAAAAAAAAGGAGUCUGUUCCUACCCUACUUUUUGUACUAUUCCAAAGUCAACAGACGCAAGAAAAUAUCGGUGUAUGAAUGUUCAAAACGAAAAACCAAUGGGAGGGUGCUGCGGAGGAGUGGUAUACAACACAACAACGAAUGGGUGCUGCGGAACAAAGAUAUAUGACAGAUCGAGAGAUCAGAUAGAUUAUGAAUGUUGUGACGAUAUCGUCUAUAAGCGAUCAGAACAGACAUGUUGUGGACUUGUGCUACGGAACAACACUGAUAUUGACCAGGAAUAUAUAUGUUGUGACAACCGAUUCCAUCCGAAAAAUAAAGGAGUGUGCUGUGACAAUAUAUUUUAUAGGCAUGGUGAUAAAUAUCGUCACAGCUGCUGUGGAAAAUUGCUCAACGAAAACAACGAUAUGUGUUGUAACGGCAAACUGCAUUCCCGUUCUAAACAUCAUGGAAAGAAAUGUUGUGGUAAUGAAACGUAUAACAAAUCAACCCAUUGGUGUGACAAGCGAAGUCAUGAUAUCAUUCUACAAAUUGGACAACAAACGUGUUACGGGGAGAAAUACUUGACAAAAACCCAAAUUUGUUGCUACAGAGAAAGGAAAUUAAUAAAUAAGGCGACUGUAGAUGAUGACGAUUGUUGUGGUACAACUCCUUACAACUCAAAAGAACGUACUUGUACCAAUAACAAUCAGCUUUUUCCUAAAGGAAAUACGCCAGAGCCAAUUUCGAUUAAAAUGUGUGGAAACAAAUCCACAAAGGAAACUCUCCAGGGUUGUUGUAAUGGAACACCAUUUAAUUUGCUCAAUCAAAUUUGUUGUGGAGGAACCAUUUUGCAUAAAUCAAAGAAAUGCUGUGAUGGGAGAGUAUUGGACACUGCAAAAUAUGUGUGUUGCAAAGGAGAGACAAUAGAACAACAGGUCAAGUUACUGUCUAACCAUGAUGAUUGCUGUUUACUGAAAAAUGGUUCUCUACAGACAUACAACAGGAAAUAUUAUGAAUGUACUCUUACCUUGGGAGUUAUCCAAAAGGGAUCAAGAUGUGGACCUUCGUUGUAUAACAAACAUAGAGAUCUAUGUUGUCAGGGAAUACUAUUUAAAAAAGGUACUCUCCAGAAGAGAAAAUGCUGUGGUGUUGAAUCCUAUGAUACUCAAUGCCAGGAAUGCGGAUCCGAUGGCAUCACAGAUUUGGCUACAUGUAGAAAACAAAUCAAACUUGACGAAACACAACUUUACUGUGGAAGACAAGUAUAUAACAGAGAUACAGACUUAUGUUGUAAUGGUGAACUUUAUGUCAAUGGAAAAAACCAGAACAAAGGCUGUUGUGGAGUAAAAUCUUACUUGAAAAAGAAUAAAAAAUGCCAUGAUGGAGAAAUCAGGGAAGGGCGUGUCUGUCCGAAGUACUGUCAAAGAAGCUGGAUUCAAAACUACCAAACAUUGCAGACCUGGAACAAAAAUAAAACAAAUAUGUGUAACUAUAAAGUCUACACUAUUAGUUACUUCAAAGGAAAAACCUGGAAAACAAACAACAGGAAAAAUUCCAAAAAAGUUGUCUUUAAAAAAGACUGCAGGUGUCUUUUUAAAGGAAAGAAAGAGGCUAUAUUAGUGUCCAAGAGAAUAACUAAAGCUGGCAAGAUAAGAGAUCAAUUCUACCUUCUACCAAUUAAAAAGAAAAUCAAAAGAUUCAUAAAAAAAUUGAAAAAAGAUAUAAGAGAAAAAAACAAUAAAAACAAAAGUUGUAAGUCUAAGAAAAAAAAAGAGGAAAAAUAAAACAAAAAGGGAAUAAGGAAUAUGAAUUUGCUUUUAAACUUCUUUUUUUUGGAACCCUUUUUCCCAUCCCCCUUUUCAAAUACAUUUUAAAAUGGGAAGUUUUUUAAUUUAAUAUAUGUCAAAAUAAUGAAGAUUUCUACUGAGUUUUUUUUAGCACUAAAGGUAAUAAUUGCCACUUGAUUUUCUAUAUACAAGUUUUAAGAGCAUAAAAUAUGGCAAAGCUCUUAGUAUUUCAAACUUUUUUUGUAUUUAACUUUUUUGUGAAUAUUAUAAGAGAAAUUGUGUCAUCUGUCUCAAAUGGGGUAUCAAGUGAAUCUAUUCUUUAGCCAAUCAUUCUCAUUCAUUUAUGGUCCAAUAUCAUACAUAUCAUCAUCAUGGUCCAAUAUAAUACAUAUCACCAUUAACCAACACAUUUCAAUUUCUUGACAGACAUCAAAUUGUAAAUUUUGAGGCACUACAAAAAUUUACCAUCUUUUUCCAUAUCAAUACCAAAAUCAACAUUUUAGUUUGUUUGAAGAUAGUGUAACUUCUUUUGAUAUUUUUUAUAAGUAUAUGGAGAUAAUGAUAUAUGUAGAAGUGAUUUUCAUUCACUUAUAAAAUGGAUCAUCUAGUUUAAAAUCUUUAAAUCUAUUUUUCAACUUUUUAAUAUUCCAUGGGACUGUAAAAAACACCUCGCAGGUGGCAAAGUAUUCAAUAGUAAUAAAUACAUGUGAUCUAUAAUCAAGUACUGUAGUUCCAAGUUUAUAUACCUGAAUAAGGAAAUUUACACCAUAAAUAAAGUAGAUAUUGUGAAAUAUGCUCUAUUUUUUUAUUCAAAAUAUCAGAAGUAUUUAUGAAGUGCAUAUCAGGCCAUACUUCAUUUAAUUUUCUUGUGCAUAAAAAUACUGUCUCCAUCAUGCUACAAAUUCACUGCCAAGUCAUGUAAAAUUUACAUUGUUUAUUUAUAAAAGUAUUAUAAUAUGUGUUCAAAACAAAUCUACCUGUUUGUUAUUGUAAAAGAUUUUCUAAUGUAUAAUUAAAAUUAAUAAUAGGAAUUUUUGCAGCUGGAAAUUUUAAUCAAUUUUUCUCAACUAAAUAUAUCUGCUUGGUGCAGGUUAUUCCCUUUCUGUAUGUGCAAAUCAAUGAAAAGGUAUAAUUAUAUUUAUAAUAUUUGAGGCUCAUUUUAAUAACACUGUUAUAAUAUGAAAUAUUACAUAAAAUUGAAAUCAAUUUAAUCAGUUAUUUAUUAUCUGAUAUGAAAUGAUCCACUUAGAAAAAAAUAAAUAUAAAAGUGCAUUAGACUUCUCCAUUCUUCCUGAAUAUAAAUAAGCUGUAUUUUUUAGUAUAAUGCCUUACAUGUUGGAGGUUAUGCAAGAAAUAAAUAGGGCUUUACAUUCUAAUUUUUACAUAAUCACCAAAUUUUAUACCAUACAACAUAAUCUGUUUUGUAAAUAGAAUUCUGAUACUCAUAUAUUAAUAAUAUAAAAGGGUUUUGGCUUUUCAUGAAGCAUUCCUUAGGUAUUGGUAAUAGUAGUUUAAAAAAAUAUCAUCUACUAAUUUUGAUUUUUAAAUGACCAAAUUUAGUGUGAAAACAGAAUGACCAUUAGGACCAUUGCAAAAACUUUUGAAUACUAUUAAAUCUCCUAAAUAUCUUAAUUCUUUUUUAAAAAUAGAAUAUGGUUAAAAAAUUACUAUUUGUUUGGAGCAGACUGAUCAGUGUUAUCCAACACAAUGUUAGAAUUCUCUAAAUUUAACUUUUAAUGUUGAAAACUAAGAAAAUUCUUCCACUAGAACAUAGUGAGGUAUCUGGAGCAAUGAACUUUAACACUGUGGAUGUAAAUAUUAUAAAUUAUUCUAUGAUAUUUAUAGUUAUGUAAUUGUACAAAAUGUAUAUAGGUACAAAUGUAUAUAGGUACAAAUGUGUAUAUGUACAAAUGCAUGUAUGUAUGAGUUUGACUGAAUUAUUUUUUGUAUAAUUUAUAUGAUAUUAAACUAAAUUAUAUUGUU
This is a messenger RNA of Mytilus californianus (California mussel), 5528 nucleotides long. RefSeq lists its product as uncharacterized. Lineage: Eukaryota; Metazoa; Mollusca; Bivalvia; Mytilida; Mytilidae. The record is from RefSeq and is a predicted model, not a curated record. The transcript is spliced from 17 exons. Bases 12 to 3542 code for a protein of 1176 amino acids.